UCUGCACGUCCCCUUCACCCCAGCAGCCCGCGGAGGCCACCUCGGGGUGCAGGAAGCAGCUCGGAACCGCGCGUGAUGUAGACGAGGCUGGGCGCAUCCCUAGUCCACGCUGCGCCCGCGGGCUCCAUGGGCAGGCCCCAGGAACACUGCUCGGAACUCUCCUGGGCCGAGGUCCCCCUCCUUAGAAGGCCACUUGCUUUCAUCCGAACGUUCCAUGUGGCCGUAAAACUCAGGUGCGAGUCCUCCUGCUCCCCCCUUUCAUGUAAUUACUCCCUGAACGCGGCGGCCUCUGAGAUCCCUCUCGCUAAAAUACGGCUUUGCUGUGAGCGCCCACCUCUGCCAUGAUGCCCGAUUUUCACGGCCAAGGAAUGGGGCUGGGGGUGGGGACAAAACAAAACAAACACAGAGCAACAGACAAACCAGCCCUGUGAGGCACGCAGCCCCGGCGGGGGAGAAAAGCCUCCUUGUGCUUCUGGGGAGCAGCUCCGCGGAUUCACGGCGAAAGCUGGCUCGGAGGAAGAGGCCGCGUCUCUCUCUAGCGGCUGAGGCGCUGCUGUGCAGCGGGACCCUCGCCCAGGACGCUGCCUCCGGCCGCCCUCCCGCAGCCUCCUCCCGGUCCUGGCAGCCCCAAACAGGAGCUGAGUUUGCAGACUGACGGGCUGGAAAGGGCUGGUGGUGCUGAUGUCAGAGCCAGCAGGCAGCUGCGAUUGGAUCUAAUUAGACUUUGCAGCAGCAAAUAGACAAGCUCCCUGCGUGAUUGGCUUCAAAGUGGCUGGUGCCAAACAACUAGCCAGGCGCAAAGUGGGAGCCGGGAGCAGCUGCGGGGCCAGAGCUAGCGGGCGGCCUGGAGGAGGAGGACCCCGGGCCAGGCACACCUGCGGCCGGCCGGCGCCCCCGCCCAGAGCCGGGGGCCGAGCAGCCCGCGCGGGAGGGAGCGGCGACGCGCCUCCUGGAAGUGAGCCUCCCGCGCGCUCGCAGAAGCCCGGAGCCGCGGAGGUGAGACCGCCCGCGGACGGACGCUCCCGGGACCCGGCGCGGCAUGGCCUCCGUGCUGGGGAGCAGCCGCGGGGCUGGAGGGCUCAGCGGGCAACUCCGGUGCAAGUGCAAGAGGCGGCGGCGGCGGCGGUCCAAGAGGAAAGACCGGCUCGGCUCCCUGGCCACCUUCGUCUCGCCGUUCAAGCACCUCAGCCCCAGCGCCACGCACGCCGAGGACGAGGACAGCCUCAGUACGAGCAGCACGGAGGUGAAAGAGAACCGGAACGUGAACAGCCUGGCGUCCGGUGAGCGGGCCUGCGGAGGCGUGCCGGGGCUCAAGAGGAAGCGGCCGCUGGAGGAGGGCAACAGCGGGCACGUGUGCCAGCUGCAGCUGCUCUGGAGGCGGCUCUCGUGGUCCGUGGCGCCCAAGAACGCGCUGGUGCAGCUGCACGAGCUGCGGCCGGGGCUGCAGUACCGCACGGUGUCGCAGACGGGCCCUGUGCACGCGCCCGUCUUCGCGGUGGCCGUGGAGGUGAACGGGCUGACGUUCGAGGGCACGGGGCCCACCAAGAAGAAAGCCAAGAUGCGGGCGGCAGAGCUGGCCCUCAAGUCCUUCGUGCAGUUCCCGAACGCCUGCCAGGCCCCGCUGGCGCUGGGCAGCCCCUGCCCCGACUUCACCUCCGACCAGGCCGACUUCCCGGACACGCUCUUCAAGGAAUUCGAGCCCCCCGAGCCCGGCGGCCCCCUCCUGGCCCACCGCGCUGCGGCCCCCGAGCUGCUGCCCACGGCCUGCCCGCGGGGCCGGCUGCUGUGCCACACGCUGGACCUGCUGGGCCCCGUGCCGCCGGACAGGCCCCGGCCACCGGGCGCGGGCGCGGGCACGGGCGAGAGGAACCCUGUGGUGCUGCUGAGCCAGCUGCGCUCCGGCCUGCGCUACGUGUGCCUGUCGCAGACGGCCCCGCGGCAGCGGCCCCGCAGCUUCGUCAUGGCCGUGUGCGUGGACGGGAGCACGUUCGAAGGCUCGGGCCGCAGCAAGAAGCUGGCCAGGGGCCAGGCAGCGCAGGCUGCCCUGCACGCCCUCUUCGACAUCCGCCUGCCUGGCCCUGGCCCCUGCAGGAGCAGGGGCUGCUUCCUGCCGCAGGAAUUCGGCGACUCCGUGGCGCAGCUGGUCGCGCAGAAGUUCCGCGAGGUGACCAGGGGCCUAGCGUCGGGGCACGGCCGCCACAAAGCGCUGGCGGGGAUUGUCAUGAGCAGAGGCCUGGACAUCCGGCAAGCACAGGUGGUGGUGGUGUCCUCAGGAACCAAGUGCAUCAGCGGCGAGUACCUCAGCGACCAGGGCCUGGUGGUGAACGACAGCCAUGCCGAGGUGCUGGCCCGCAGGGCGCUGCUGCACUUCCUGUAUGCCCAGCUCGAGCUGCACCUGAGCAGGCAGCGUGAGGACCAGGAGCGCUCCAUCUUCAUGCAGGUGGAAGAGGGAGGCUACAGGCUGCGGGAGCAGGUGCUGUUCCACCUCUACGUGAGCUCAUCCCCCUGCGGAGACGCGCGGCUACACUCACCCUACGAGAUCACGGCUGAGCUGAGUGGCAGCAAGCACCUGGUCAGGAAGCUCCGAGGGCACCUGCGCACCAAGAUCGAGUCCGGGGAGGGCACAGUGCCCGUGCGGGCCGCCGGUACAGUCCAGGCUUGGGACGGUGUCCUGCUGGGGGAACAGCUGGUCACCAUGAGCUGCACAGACAAAAUCUCCAGGUGGACAGUGCUGGGGCUGCAGGGGGCCCUCCUCUGCCACUUCAUCGAGCCUGUGUACCUGCACAGCGUCGUCGUGGGCGGCCUGCGCCACGCUGGCCACUUCUCCCGGGUGCUGAGUCACAGGACUGGGAACAUCGGCCCGCUGCCCGCCUCCUUCCGGCACAGCCGGCCCCUCCUCUGCGGAGUGAGUGAGACCGAGGCACGGCAGCCAGGGAAGUCUCCCCACUUCAGCAUGAACUGGGUGGCCGGAGCAGCUGACGUGGAGGUCCUGGACGCCACCACAGGCAGGAAGAGCUGUGGGGCCCCGUCCCGGCUCUGCAAACAUGAGCUCGCAGCACGCUGGGCCCGUCUCUAUGGGAAGCUGAGCCCUCGGAUCCCGAAGACUGCAGACACGCCGUCCCUGUACUGUGAGGCCAAGUCGGGGGCGCACACCUACCAGGUGGUCAAACAGCAGCUGUUCCGAGCCUUCCAGAAGGCCGGCCUGGGCACGUGGGUGCAGAAGCCCCCGGAGCAGGAGCACUUCGAGCUGACUCUCUGAGCAGACCGCGCCGGGCGUGUACGCACGUGCCCAGUGUGUACGUGCAGCGUGGCUGCAGCCACCCAGGACUCUGCUCCCGACCUCCUGCUGCCCCAGAAAUGCACGAGUGCUCCGUGGGACGGGCAGGUGCCCAGCAGCCUCCGCGUGCGCCCCUAAGGCCCAGUCUGUGACCCCAGAGGGAAAAGCCCCGGGCUGUUCCCCAGAGCCAGCUGGCCCGUCGUCGCUGCCCUGCCACUUCCUCUGGAAGGCUCCAGAGCCCUGACAGCCGGAGCGGGGGCGCAGCUCUCGUGAGUGCAGGCAGUGCCAGGUGGCUGCACGUGGGGGCCCUGCUAUCCCACGCCUCCCUGCAGGCCCCCGUCUCACUCCCAGUGGCUUUAGUCCAUCCUCACACCACGACAAGCACAAACAGGCCAGUUCCGUGGGCCCCCAGAGCAGCUGCAGACCGUGUGGGGGCACAGCGUGGCAAGCCCCCUGGGGUGCCCUGGCCGGUAGUGAGAACCCUGAGAACCGCCCCCUCCCCCUUCCCUGUCUGGAAGCCACAGGGCCGGGCUGCACCUUCCCGUGCGAUACCCUGCCAGGUGCCCAAACUAAACGGAGCUAACAACACGUAGCACUAGUCUUAAAUAGAAACUUCCUGGAGCUUCACAAAAGAUCCAAUUUGUUCUUCACAUAAGAUCCUACGUCUUUUAAAUUCAGAAUCACACGGCAGCAGACUUCUCUAAGACAACAUUGCACAAAAUAUGAGAAUGUCUUUGCAGAAGCCACCUACAUACAAAUGUCACAGAAACAGAGGAAGCCAAAUGCAAUCUUAACUGAGCAGGAAAGUUUCGGUCCAACAGCCAGUUUUCAUCCGUUUCUGAUCACUCGGGGUGUCAUGAGAAGCAGCUCAGAAAACCUCAAACCCUGAGCACUGACCUUGGUAUUCUAACACCUGAGCCCACGUCUGGGUGGGGAGUGGACCUGGGAUCCAGCUGCCCAGCCACCAUUGCACCUCCCUUUGCCAGUGGUCCUUUGUUCCACAGUGUCUCCUCCCCAGGAGCAUGGCACUGCAGGGGCACCAGUCAGGGAGGCCUGAGCAAAGGCCUGGGCCACUCACCACCCAGGACACAGGUCCUGACUGCGUUUGAGGCCAAGGCAGUUGGGGUCUGGGGCCCAGGAACCCCGCCUGGAGCAAGCCACAGCUUCUUGUCCCACAGCAAGGUCAGCAGGCCAGAGGGAAGAAAGAAGGGGAGGUGGGUGACAGGAAGGCUUUCGGGAGCCUGGGGUAUCCCACGAACAGCCCCCGGCGCUGGGCACAGAAGCAGAGCAGAAACAUGGGUGAGCAGAAGCCUGACUGCAGGGAGACCAGUGGAGAAUUCAGAGAUGACAGCCGUGUCACACAGGGAGGGACACUCACGUUGGCCAGAGACUGGAGCCCUCAGCAGGCCAGUAACCAGGAGGGACAAAUUCUGUCCCAUCCUUUAUGUGCUGAGCCCGGGACAGCGUGAAGCCACGGAGUAGCAGUGGGCCACUCAAGUUCCCCACGCCUAUUCCUGAUAGGCCCAGUGUCCUGGGUGCUGUGUCCACUUGGUUUGAUGCCACAUCCUUCUUGUCCAACAAAGCAUUUGGAUAAAACCUGCCUCCAAGGCCUGCGCAGGAUUCUGUCCUCCCAGGCCUGGUACUGGGCUCAGAGGAGGCCAUGGGUUCCUGUCCCCCUCCCGCCCGGCUCGCCAUGCCUCACUGCCCAGGGUGCGGUUUGAGGUUCUCUAGUUUGUUUUUGCCCCGGAAAGGGUCUGCAGGUCCCGCUGUUCUGUCCCUGUGGUUCUUGCAUCCAGACCCACUGUCAUACCACUCUGGUUUUGAGAUGAGUCUCGUUCCUCCAAAACGGCACAUCCGUCAGUUUCCCUUCUGAGCAAGCGCAGGUCACAUUUUUGCACAUGGCCCCCGAGCACUGAGGCUGUCCUCGUGAGCAGUGCCCACUGCUCCCGUCUGUGCCCAUCGGGAGAGCCAUACACAGGAGCCUCGUGGUCUAGCGAAGCCCAGGAUAGAGUAGAGUAUUUUGCUAAAAUCCUAUUUUUAGAUUAUAAAUUUCAAGAUGUGUCUAUAUAGUAUCUUGUUUAAAGAAUUUUUUAAAAACGUUUGAAACUCAAAAGUAGCCAUUUUUUUAGUUUAAGGAAAACUUAAGUACCCAUUUUUAAGAAUUCCUCUGAAUAAAAUCAUGUCUGAUCAGCCCAAAAUACAAUAAAUCUCGCCUGAUAAUAGAAACCAAAGGGAAGCUAGAAGUCUUUCUUCUCGUGCACACGCCUCUGCUCGCAUAGCCCCCAGUGCCACACGGCCCUGGAGAAACUGCUGCCCCCUCCUGGUGUGUCUCCCAGCCUGGGCCCCAGUCAGGGGCUCCUCGUGCCCAAGGCCUUCCCCGCACUGAGCUGGAGUCCGCAGUGGGCAGGAGAGCCUGAAGGCUGGAGAGCAGCAGACUGCACCAGAGAGACAGCUUGGCCUGGCCCUGCUGGCGCUGGCCCACAGGGACACAGGGAAGGUCAGGUAGAGGGGAUGGACAGUGCUGUCCAUGGCCCUGACUGCCACAGGCUGGACGCUCUGUAUCGGGAGCUGGGAGGUGUUCGGGGCCAUUCAGCUUUCCCCAGAAUUUAGGGAGGCGAAGGACAUGGUAGGAAGCAGGUGGUGUGGGGACCUCAGUUCCAGGAAUCUGGGGCACCUUUUGCUUCUCCUCUUCACUGUUGCCUCUCUCCUGUCAUCUACUCUGCCUGCUGCUGCACACCCCGGUCCCAGCUCGGAGUCCGUGGAACUGUGUGCAUGCACCUGAGGCUCGUGUCCUGGCACUCAGGCUCGCAGGCCUGCCGGUGCUGCUGGCACUGGGGGCCCGGGGGGAGUGACUAAAGACCUUGUUCCGUCCAAGGUGUGUGCUGUCUCUACCAGCGCAUGCAGCCUCCCACAGGUAGGGACACCAGCAGAGACAGAGGGACGCCCACCUUUCGCAGCUGCAGGCAUCACUGAAAAGACAUGCAAGCCCCAGCCUGUCUCGAGCAGACACUGGGUCUUGGCUCUGCAGUGCACCCAUUGGUUUGCAGAGGACAACUCCCAGCAGUGCCCAGUUAAUGCCCAGCCUUUUCUAAGCAAAUGAGCUAACAGUAACUUAUAAGUGAAGGUAUGUAACAAGCAUGACUGAAUGGCAAUAUUGUAACAAUGGAUGUACAUUUGUAAUAUUUGUAAAAAAGAAAAAAGGAAACCUUGAA
Sorex araneus (European shrew) is the source of this 6489-nucleotide messenger RNA. RefSeq names its product adenosine deaminase RNA specific B2 (inactive) (gene ADARB2). Gene Ontology annotation, biological process: RNA processing; adenosine to inosine editing. The record is from RefSeq and is a predicted model, not a curated record. Gene Ontology annotation, molecular function: double-stranded RNA binding; tRNA-specific adenosine deaminase activity; double-stranded RNA adenosine deaminase activity. The transcript is spliced from 10 exons. NCBI's taxonomy places the organism in Eukaryota, Metazoa, Chordata, Mammalia, Eulipotyphla, Soricidae. Gene Ontology annotation, cellular component: nucleolus; cytoplasm. The coding region runs from base 1040 to 3259 and encodes 739 amino acids.